Mizuhopecten yessoensis (Yesso scallop) is the source of this 4652-nucleotide messenger RNA. Its product is annotated as coiled-coil domain-containing protein 60-like. Lineage: Eukaryota; Metazoa; Mollusca; Bivalvia; Pectinida; Pectinidae. The transcript has 20 exons. Bases 265 to 2730 code for a protein of 821 amino acids. The record is from RefSeq and is a predicted model, not a curated record.
UGGUAAAAUUGAAGCGUUAUGUAUACAUUUAAACAAGUGAUCUAUUUCAGAAUCGUUCAUUUACAAGUAAUUGACGAAAAGUACCUUUUUGUUUUUGAGAACUCCCCGACUUCCGGCGUCGAUGGUAACCCAAGAGACAAUAUUAUUUAUGUUCCGGUUUGAAGUUUCGUCUGUAUGAAAUUCUGUGCGUGUGCAGGGAACCGUGUACUGUGUUGCCACUUCAUGCCAAAACAGUGAUUAACUUGCAUUGGAUGAAGGACCAAGAUGCCACAGCCAGCCCUCCAAGACCCUCGGUCUUAUGUCAAGGCCCAGCGACUCCCACUGCCCUCACAUGUGGGGUCCAGGAUCGAGACCCGUGGGACCAGCGACUACCGCGCUGCUCAACCGAUGCGGAUUGAAGUGAGAAAUGAAAAUUAUUUUCGUCGUCUAGAACAGAUGAAAACAAUGGGAUUCAACGCUGUAAAGCAUGAGGCAUACAUAGGUAUUGGCGACCCUUUCUAUUUGGACGAGAAAAAACUGAUUUUAAAUGCUCUUGGACAACUAGAGGAGUCAAAAGACAUGGAGACAAGCAGUAGUUCUGAUGAAGAUGACAGAGAAUCUGCAACAGAUGCUGCAAAUCAAAAAGGAAAGGGGGUAUCUGCUGCCAAGUUUGUGCUGAGAAGAUCACGGAAAGACCUUAACACACUUAAACAAGAGGUAUCACACAGCAGGAGCCUGAUUCGCAAUGUAAGACUUGGACAUGGACUGUUUGACUUGAUAAAGAAAGAGCGAGAAGCGAAGCAAGAGGAAGAAGAAAAACAAAAUAAACGAAAAGCUGAAGCGAUGCGAAAUGAGUGGCAGCCUCCAAAAACGGAGACCUCCAGUGAUGAAGAGAGCUCCGACGAAGGUCUUCUGGCCGAGGAGGACCUCACCAGAUACAUGGCAGAGUUUGGAAAGCCAGACAGCGAUGAUGACGAUUACGAUGAUGUCAAGGGAGGUAACACGUCGGAGGAUGAGACUACAGAGGGGAAGGGCCUGGUUCAGUUGUUAUCACGGAUCACGCAGGACGAGGACGAGGACGAAGUCGUCAUAAGCAAGUCAAUCAUGACCACGUCACGGCCAGAAAGCACAAAGAAAAAGAAAAUAAAGAUGCCUCGCCCCUACACUCCCCAUCAUACUAACCUCAGUGAAGCACGCGAUCAGGUGUCCAAAGAUUCACUGUUCAGACAACUAUGCACAUUAAACUGGAUUCUGGAUGCCAUGAAGCAAGAUUCUCUACACAACCUCCCUCCCAUCAUGUCAAGCUGGAAACUCAAUGAUAUUGGCGGGAUGAGAAGUCAAGAACAAAAAUCCAGAGAGAAAGAAUUUGACGGCAGGUGGAAAGACUUUCUAUCAAAUCCAGGGGCCAAGAUUGGAUUUAUGUCAUCUUUUUUAUUUAUCAAGAAUCAGCGUCGCAAUGUUCCUGGGAAAAUGGGAGCCAAGCGAGGCUGGCUGACGUCCAAGAACUCGACAUUAUCCCAUCCCACUGGGCUAACCACCCCCACUACUGCCAUGGGUUCCCUCCGGCUUGGUGCCUCACAGGACACUACACAGGAGGAAUCUGUACCGUCGUCACGGGCAGACCUAGACGAAGAUGACGAACGGCCUCAUAAAAGUCUGUUUAGGUUUGGAGAGAACCACAAUGCUAAUACUGGUCAUAGGGUUGACGAGACGGACGGUCACCAAGGACGUAUGGAUGACACACAAACCACAAACUCUGGUCAACGCAAGAAGGAGAAAAGAUCUUCUGAUAUGGAAACGACAAUACGGAGAAAGUCAGCUAGGCUUAAAGCCACAGAAAUUUCAAAGAGUGUAGAAAAAGAAAGUUUUAGAAAUUCACAGACGCCGAGAGAGAGAAUGUCUGCUCAAACGUAUCGUGCAGAAGUCAAUGUGAGGCCUAAAAGUUCUCCCCAGUUGCUUCAAUUCCAAGCCAACCGCCCUAGUGUAAAAUAUGGUAGUCGAGUCAGUGAGUGGAGCAGCACUUUCAGGGAACUACAGGAGGACAAGGCCCUCACCCUUCACGACACACUGGAAAACAUGGACAGACAGAAGAUGUCUAUCUGCCAGAAUAAGUUCAUAGCCAUAAACUCAAACCAGCAAGAACAUUUCCACCGAGCAGUGCGUCAGAUGAGAGCACGGAGUGCAGCCAGUAUGUAUGGCAACCCAACCAAGGAACAGAUCCAGAGAAAAAAGGACGAGGCUGAGCAGAGCAAAGGCAACUGGUACUCGGAUUUGUUAAAAAAUAUUCCUGGAGAAUUACAAGCCAAAUGGGAAUACAAAAACAUCAUGUACAAACUGGCAAGAUACGGAUUGCAAGAUGAUCACAAGAAGCGAAGGAGAAUGGAAGGAUCCGGACAGCAGCACAGCAUGUUGAAAUUCAUAAAAGUACUCGGAACUCUUCGGGAAUGGGAGAUCUGUAGUCCCGACAUCAGCGCUGCGGUGGAGUUCGCUCGGGAAAAGAUCAUUGAUAUGAGCAUAGAAGAUUUUGAGGCGUGGUUCCAGACUCAGUUCCCGAAAGUCAUACGACCUCAAACGGCACCACCAAGGAGCGAGAAAAAGGAUGAAAAGGAAAACACCAGUCGGGAUAACCGUAGUAUAAGUAGGUCGUCCUUUACUGUGAGAAAUGCACAAUCUGCCUCUGUAAAAGGCAGAAACGGUGCAUCUUCAGACGCUAAAACCAGGAAUGCCAAAUCCGCAGUGUACCGACGUUGACAGUAUUCAUUUUUAUCUCAAUAAAGCAUUGUCAUCUUGUUCACUGCCAAAAGUGGUGUGAUUCAAGUUAUUAAUUUAGUUAUCGCUUUAAACUAUUGCCUUAAAAAGAGUCUGUUAAAAUCUAGAGCGAUUACUUUAUGUUGACCGGCUAUGUUUAUAGUGUAGUAGAUACAAUAUGCAAGUACCGUUUUUGGAAUAGAAAAUUUUGUAUGCAUAUGUCUGGUCUAUCUUUGAUAUUCUAAAGUAACUCAAUUAAAAUACACAAUAUAAAAUACAUGAUGAUGUAUGUGACUUUCCUUUGGGAACAUGACAUGUAGACUUAUUAGGCAUUUUGUGUCAAUACAAAUAGUAACCUUAAUUGUUACAGUAAACAUUAGUUUCUAGAUAUAACAGAACUUUCAGUACGUAACCUUCUGAGAAAAACAAUAUUUAACUAGUUAUUAUUUUGUAUAAAUUCCGCAACCAUGAUAUUCAUUGAUAUGUAACUCUAAAGUAUACAAAUUGUUACAAAUUUAAGAAAAAAUACAACUUCAGAGCUGUUACUAAAUUAAAAGACAAGUUAAAUGUUUUUGAUAAGAAAAAUAAAUUCUGGUGGCACAACCGGGAAAUUGUUUACCAAGUAAUACCUGGAAUAUGUCAUAGAAAAAGAUAAUAGUAAUAUCUAAUACAUGUAUUAUGAGGUAGGUGCUAGUGCAGAAUUUUAGAAUUAUACGUAAUAUUUUACUCUUGUUACGAUGCGUGGCGUUGAUUUCAUGUGAAAAAUAGAAAAUAAUUUGAAUGCACAUUUAAUCAAUAUACAAAGCAGCCAAAUUUUAAAAUGGCUCUAAAUAUUUCGCAUAUCCAGUAUUUUGAUAGCAAUAUUACUUAUAUUCAAAUGUAUUCACAAUUGUAAAGUACGCUAUAGAUUGUGCAGCAUAAGGUUUUAAAUCGAAGAACACUAUACAAAUUGUAAUCUGCAGUCUUUAAAAUACAACUGAUUUAUGCUCGAAGGUGAUCCUCUGAAAACCUGAGAAAGUGAGUAAAAGUUAAUAUCAAUAUCAUAUUAUUCAGUCGUAACAUGUGGUCACCACAUAAUUAUUUAAAUUUAUGACUUGCACAUGCAAUGCUUAUGGGAAUUCUAACAGUUUACAAGAACCAACAGCUGAUUUUUGUUAGUAUGAAAAGUUGACGUUAUGUCUUUCAUAUUCUAUUAAACAUUAUAUUAAUGAUAUAUUGGUACUUAAUAUAAACAUAUAUAUUAUUAAUAGCUUGGACUUAGUCACCAAGUUGAGACCAAAGCGUUCCUGCUGUGAUGGUGUAUAUAUUUUGUAGAACAUGUUCUCGAGAUGUAACAAAGUACCUUGAGACAAAGAGGAUGACUGAUGUUAGUUCUUUUUGUUAAUGGGAAAUUAAAUGUGCUAUUUUGUAUUGUAUUGUUGUAAAAAAUUAAUUUCAUUUUUUUUUUUUUUUCAAAUUGCAUUAUGAUUAUUGUCACUAAUACAUGUUCAUGCCAGAGGAUUUAUAACUGGGAUGUACAGGAAAGUUAUUGUUAUGCUGCUUGAUUGUUUAUGUACCUCUUCACAUGGCUAUACCAAAUCUUUACAAGAACAAUUGUAACUCCUCGCGUAUUGCUUUUAUCAAACUGUCGCUAUAUGUAGAAUAAUUGAGUUUAAUUAAUGAAAACGUCUUAAAACAAAUUCGUUGCAUUCAACCAUAUUCUAUUUACAUUAAACAGUCAAGGGAUUGGGCCUAAGUUCUGUUCUAACAACUUACUCGGCCCUCUCCCAAUAAUACAAUGAACGACAUGUACAAAUAUCGAGUGAUGAUAAACGAAUUAUUUGCUUGAUAGUUGAUUGUAAAAUUGAAUGAUUAGAAUUCCGUCUUUGCGUAUUGCAGAGUUAUCUUCUCUUGUGAGCAGGUAUUGAUUGUACGUCAUUGGUUUG